Molecule: messenger RNA, 13187 nt
Organism: Ixodes scapularis (black-legged tick)
Lineage: Eukaryota; Metazoa; Arthropoda; Arachnida; Ixodida; Ixodidae
Gene: Plc21C
Product: 1-phosphatidylinositol 4,5-bisphosphate phosphodiesterase classes I and II
Exons: 24
Coding region: 190-3945 (1251 amino acids)
Biological process (GO): phosphatidylinositol-mediated signaling; lipid catabolic process
Molecular function (GO): phosphatidylinositol-4,5-bisphosphate phospholipase C activity; calcium ion binding
Source: RefSeq, a predicted model, not a curated record
AACUGUUUUUGCAGCAACGACCGACAGCAGCGAUCUCCCCGCCGGAGUAACGUCGGUUUUCGUCGGGACGGAGGAAGGCGACGGGGAGUCGAUCGGUGGUGUGUCUUGCGUGCACCGUCGUCGUAGAAUAGUCCGCCGCACGAAAGGAAAAAGGACACGCAUCGCUUCCCCAUGUGAGCGACGAGGAAUAUGGCAGGAGCAAAAUCUGGCGUUCACGUACUCCAGCUCAAGCUCAUCAGUGUGCCCCAAAGUUUACAGGAAGGCAACAAAUUCGUCAAGUGGGACGAUGACUCGGCCCUCGGCACCCCUGUCACGCUGCGCGUCGACAAGAACGGCUUCUUCCUCUUCUGGACGGACCAGAACAAGGAGACAGAGUUCCUGGAUAUCUCCAGCAUCCGGGACACUCGCACGGGCAAAUAUGCCCGAACGCCCAAGGAGGGCAAGCUGCGGGACUCCGUGUCGAUGGGCGCCUCGGACACGCCGCUGGAGGAGAAGACGCUGACGGUGGUGUACGGCCCGGACCUGGUGAACGUGAGCGUGAUCAACUUCUGCUGCAACAGCCGCGAGACGGCGCAGCUGUGGACGGACGAGCUGCUGCGCAUGGCGUACAACCUGCUCUCCCUGAACGCGCCGGCCUCGAGGUUCCUGGAGAAGGCGCACACGAAGCUGCUGCUCACCACCGACCGGGAGGGCCGGCUCCCGGUCAAGGGCGUGCUCCGCAUGUUCGCCCAGCAUCGGGACGACCGGCGCCGCGUGGAGCGCGCCCUGGACGCCGUGGGCCUCGCGGCCGGCAAGAACGACACCCUGGCUCCAGACCGGCUCUGCUUCGACGUCUUCCUGCGCUUCUACCGCCAGCUCGUCGGCCGCCAGGAGGUGGACGCCAUCUUUGAGCGCCUGUGCGGCGGUGCCAAGAAGAAGGCCAUGACGGUGGACCAACUGGUCGACUUCCUCAACAAGGAGCAGCGGGACCCCAGGCUCAACGAGAUCCUCUACCCGUAUGCAAACCCUGCCAGAGCCAAGGACAUCAUAGCCCAGUACGAGCCAAACAAGAGCUACGUGGCCAAGGGCCUGUUCUCGGUGGAGGGCUUCCUGCGCUACCUGAUGAGCGCCGACAACCCCAUCGUCUCCCCGGAGAAGUUUGACCUCAGCCUGGACAUGGACCAGCCCCUGAACCACUACUUCAUCAACUCCUCGCACAACACCUACCUGACCGGGCACCAGCUCACUGGCAAGUCGUCGGUGGAGAUGUACCGGCAGUGCCUGCUGGCAGGCUGCCGUUGCAUCGAGCUGGACUGCUGGACGGGGCGCAACUCGGACGAGGAGCCCAUCAUCACGCACGGCUACACCGUGGUGACGGAGGUGCUCCUGCGAGAAGUGAUCGAGGCCAUUGCCGAGAGCGCCUUCAAGACCUCGGACUUCCCCGUGGUGCUGUCCUUCGAGAACCACUGUUCGCCCAAGCAGCAGGCCAAGAUGGCCAACUACUGCCGCAAGCUGUUUGGCGACAUGCUGGUCACGGAGCCCAUGCUGAGCCACCCGCUGCGGCCGGGGCAGCCCCUGCCCUCGCCCCAGCAGCUCCUGCGCAAGAUCAUCAUCAAGAACAAGAAGAAGCACCACGCGCGGCCGCACAAGCCGCUGGCCUCGCCUUCGGUGGCGGCGGCGGCCGCUGCGGCCGCGGCCGUGGCCCCGGGGGGCGGCGGGGAGGACGAUGCGUCGCCCGGGGAGGGACCCGACGACCUCAACGGGGACGCCAAGGGGUCGGAGGCGGACGACUGGGACACGGACUCCGGCACGGAGGAGGAGGAGGCACCGGAGAGGUCGGCCGAGGACCAGAACGAGGGCACCGCUGCCAAGGAGUCCGAGGCUGUGGCCGAGAUGUCCGCGCUCGUCAACUACAUCCAGCCGGUGCGGUUCCACUCCUUCGAACAUGCCGAGAAACGAGAUCGCAGUUACGAGAUUUCAUCGUUCGUCGAGACUCAAGCCACCAAUUUGCUCAAGGAACACCCUGUAGAAUUUGUCAAUUACAAUAAGCGCCAACUGAGUAGGAUAUACCCCAGCGGCACACGUGUUUCGUCUAGCAACUACAUGCCACAGGUGUUUUGGAAUGCAGGCUGCCAACUCAUAGCCUUAAACUUUCAAACUCUAGAUCUCGGGAUGCAGCUGAACCUGGGCAUCUUUGAGUUCAACGGACGCAGCGGUUACUUGCUAAAGCCAGAUUUCAUGAGGCGAGCGGAUCGCAAAUUCGAUCCCUUCACCGAAUCUACUGUAGAUGGGAUAAUUGCAGGUACUGUUUCCAUCAGGAUAAUCUCGGGUCAGUUUCUGACGGACAAGCACGUGGGCACCUACGUGGAGGUGGACAUGUACGGCCUGCCCGCAGACACGGUGCGACGGCGGUUCCGCACACGCACCGUGCCGGCCAACGGCAUCAACCCGGUCUACGACGAGGAGCCCUUCAUCUUCAAGAAGGUCGUGCUGCCCGACCUGGCAGUGCUGCGCAUCUCGGUGUGCGACGACAGCGGCAAGCUGCUGGGCCACCGCAUCUUGCCCGUGGUGGGGCUACGCCCGGGCUACCGGCACAUCUCGCUGCGCAACGAGUCCGGCCAGCCCCUGCUGCUCCAGACGCUCUUUGUGCACGUGACGGUCAAGGACUACGUGCCGGAUGGCCUCUCGGAGCUGGCCGACGCCCUGGCUAACCCCAUCAAGUACCAGUCCCGCAUCGAGAAGCAUGCCACCCAGCUCAGGGCGCUCACCGACGACCUCGACGAGGGCCUGGCUGCAGAGAGCCGCAGUCCAGUGCAGACCCAGGCCCCGGCCACCAGCACCCUGGGAGCGUGCCCCCAGGGGGCCUCGUCCCCGUCCCCGGGGGCGUCGUCCGGGGAUGCGCGACCCAGUGCUGCCUGCGGAAUCGACGCGGCCGACACGGCGGCCCCCUCGGCGACGCUGCCAGUCGCUGCAGCGCUCAACAACGGGGGAUUGCAGCCACGCAGCCCCGCGCCGCCCCUUGCGCGCCAGGACACCCUCACACGAAAAAUGGACCCAACGUCGAGGAGUCUGUCAGAUGAAUGCACCCAGGAAAAGACGCUCUCUCUACUGGAGUCCCCCGAGGCGCAGCUCUCGGCGGAGCCCCUUGGCAAGCUGCGGGAGCACAAGACAGUGCAGAAGGUGCUGAGCAAGCUGGACAAGGACCUGAGCGUGGUGCGCAAGCGCUUUGACAAGCUGCGCGACAAGGAGCGGGAGAUGCAGACCCAGCGGGCCGACAAGCUCUCCCAGGCCAACGAGAAGCACCGCGCUCAGCUCAGCAAGUCGCACUCCAAGCUGGGCAAGAAGUUCUCAUGCGGGGAUGUUAUGGCACUCAAACAGCAGAAUGAAUCGCAGAUCCAAGUUUUGGAUGCAGAACACAGAGCGAAGCAAGAAGAACUGCAGCAGAGCCACAACCUAGCCAUGAUGAACAUCACCAAGGAGCAAUACAAGGCCGAGAUGGACAUUCAGCACAAAUACCUGGACUCCCUCUUUAAUGCCAUGGAAAAGACAAUGCAAGGAUCACAAGCAGCCCAGAUGCAGCAACUACAGGACUUACAUGACAAGGAGGUGAGUGAGCUGAUGAAGCGCCUCGAGGCACAGACCAAGGAGGAGAUGCGCAGCCUCAACAAGAAGCACAAAGACAAGAACGAACUCGACAGGAUUAAGAGGGAACUACACCAGAAGAUGAUCGGUGAAGCGGUGUCGGAACGACAGAGGAUCAGCGGCCUGCUCGACAAGAAGAAGGCAGAGCUGGAAAAACAGCACGAGGACGUCAAGAAAUCAUUGGAGGAGGAGAAGAGCCAGGCCAUUGUAAAGCAGCAGCAGGAGUACGAGCUCAAGUGCAGCCAGCUGUCAAGCUCGUUGAGCGACAACCCAGCCCUGUUCGCCGAAUCGAGCGACCACCGCCGGCAGAGCACUGCGCUCUAGCGGAGCACCCGCAACGCCUCGACCCGACGAUAGGCGCCUCCGCAGUUGGUCGAGCGAGCCCAUCGUUCAACGGCACCAGCUUGCUGAAGUGCCACGGGCAGCGCUCUCGUUUUCCGGUGGGCCGGACAAGGCCAUGGGACCCGCCGUGGAAGCGUGGCGGCGACGUCUGCACCUGUGACUCUGCGUCUUCGUAUUCGCUCCAGGCGAGCCGAGCGGGCGGAGCCGUAGCCAUCGGGAGGCGCGAGAAUGGCUACCGGGCGGAGAGGCCGUGCACAACACCCAUUCAUUCCAUUCGCUCGUCGGGUACCGCUAGCCUCAGCCCCGCAAAACGAAUAUCUGUGUUCUCGACGUGGGAAGCUUGCCAGUUAGUUAGUUCGAAACUCGGCGGAUGAGAAACCCUCUCGUCCGAUCGCGACCAUGUGCGGUCGCUUUCGAGUUUCGUGCCGUACUUGCUCGAUGGUGGCACGAUCCCUUCGUGAACAAUGCCCGCCUUUACUCCCGUGGAAAACGCGAAGAUCCAGUCGCUGCGAUCUACAGUAGGGGAGGAGGACGAUGCCCGAUCUUACAAUGUGAUCUGUGCCGAGGUAUACUCUUUACAAACGUCUCUUUUUUCUUUUUUUAGAGGGCAUUCUUUGGGCCUCCUCGUUCAUUGGGCAUACUCUUCGUGGAUUCGCAACGAUCGGCACCCCGCAUUUUCCCGCGGAAAAGCAGGCAUACGGGCCUUUCGCUUCCCGAAAAGUCGUGCCACGGUUGGGCGGACACGGCAGCAUUCCGAGUCUGGCCCACCUUUGUGAUACGAGAGUCCGUGGAGAGCCGUCAGGACCCGCGGACGCUCCCUCGCCCUUUCCCGUUGCACCUUCCUCCGGCACGCUCGUCGCCACAGCCGCUCUCCUUCGAGUGUCCACACUGCCAACGCAGGGCUUUAGGCUCCCUGCUCGGGUCACAAACACAAGGGCCGAACGUCCUCCGUCUCAGCCAGGCGAGCGACGCAACCGUAAACGGCGGAAGGCUUCCACGCUGUUACCAGCACCGGAGGACGGUCAGGUAGUUUGUUUUCUAGCGCAGCACUCGACGCGUAGGCUCCGCGUGCGAUGGAGUGACGGCCCCCCAACGUCUGGCUAACGCGGCGUUCGAAUUCGGGUCUUGUCAUUGUUUCGCACCGCCAUUAAGACAAGGAAAAUGUUAUCCUUUCAAGAAAAGCGCUUUUGUUUUUGCUCGCACUCUCGAGAAAAUUUACUGUCCUGUUAGAUGCGGGACGGAUGCUGCUUCGGUGGCAGGAAGUUAACCGAUGGCUCACACCCCUUCCUUGCCCCGCUUUGAAGCGAGAAAAUUUCUUUAACUUGUCGCACUGUGCUCGGGACGUGCAAGGACGCCGACUACUGGUGUUCGAAUGUCUUGGAAAGGCUCUUCUCAGAUUUUUUUUUCCGUAUUAGGCAGCUGAAGCUGCCUCUGCCAAGUGAGUCGGGAUGCGGCAUUUGUCUUAAAAAAGAAAUUAAGCCAUCUUUUCUUGACGACCUAUUGUGCGGUCGGAACAAAACGAAUAUUAGCAUAUUAGCCUCCAGAAAGCGUUUUAACUCGUAUAUUACACUCGACGUCAGCCUAUUAGGGUAUCUGCGAUAAAACCUGCCCACGAGCAAUGUGGGCAAAAAUUAUUUUAGUAAAAUUUACGCUUACGACACUUCGGCGAUUCGCAACGGGCAAAUCAAGUCUCCGUGUGAAAGCUCUUGCUUGCUCAUUAUCGAGAUAUUUUUUGGGGACGACCGUUUACAUAAAAGGAUGCACCUCCGAGAGCUACAGAAAGGUUUAUUUUUUGGAGCCACGCGUACUUGGCACGGGGCGCUCAACGAAACCCUAGGGUAGGUCCGUUCUGAGAACCCACCGAACGAAAACAGCGGUCAGUAUUAUGAGGCCAAGCACUUUGUCGUCGUGUUUUGAAGCGUAUUUUGGAGCACCAAGCACUCGCACCUUGACGGAGUUUGUCGUGCUGCAAAAAAAAAGAGGCGUAGCGAUGUCGGGCGGCACUGCUGCUGCGGAGCUCGGCCUUCCCUGUGCCAAACUGUUUCCCCAACGCUCGACCGAUCGUUCUUUUGCGUGUGGUUCCCUCUAACGGCGCGCGUGUCGUUCCUUCGGGCCAGUGAAUCGGGGAGAAGCGUUCCCCUCGCAGUUGGAGUGCCCCCCUCCCCUCGUCGAAAGGUGGCGGCGAGGCGCAUCCCACCUUUUCCUCCGCUCACUAGUGAACAUGUGCACAUUCCACACUUCUAAGCGGGCUUCGUCUGGUGCACAUUCCGGGCCGCUUCCGGCUAAGCGAGUGGUUGGAGCCAACGGAAGGGUGCGUGUAGGUAGGACCGCCAGAAACGUAAAAGACGCAUUCUUGUUUUCUAUAAGAAGAAACGUCGUCGGAGAUGUCAUCAUCUAGCCCGAGCUUGCCGCCGCAACGCUCGCGUAACUUCACUCCAUCCUAAAUCAAGACGCCCGUAUUUCCAGGAAAGGAAACACAUUGCCAGGUGCCGGCUUCGACUUAGCGAGCUAGCGGGAGUUUGUAUUACCGGCGCCAGUGACGAGAAAAAGCUAGUUUGUGCCUUGCCAGCUCAGUAGUCCUCUAUCUCUAUGUUUUCGGGUUGUGGGACGUGUCGAUUGGUAGUUGCGACUUCGGAUUUUAAUCUCUGCAUCACGUCCCGAGGCGGUGCAGCGUAGACGCGUAGAAUGAGGCGAGGCUUUUCUUCACCGUCUCCAAGGACCGAUUGUCGUUGUGAUAGAUGCCAAUUUUUAAUUGCGUCGUUGAGGGGAGAGAGAACUUUGUGAUUUCACUGAGCCAGAGUGACGUUUGGCAUCUAUGUUCGUGGUCAUCUAGGGAAAAAGAAAAAAUAAGUUUGGUGCAUGUUCAUAUGCUGCACAAAGUAGUUCUUGCGAGAUUUGGCUAUUAAAAAAAAAAAAUACUUGUUCUGCCUCUUGAAACACGUAUGUCUGGACGAGUUAACCAAUAAGUGAUCUCAAAUGCACAUACGGUUGUGUCUCAUUAAUUUGAAUGCUGGUAUUAAAGAUACGACGCUAUGUAGACAAGCUUUUAAGCAACGAAUGGGCUAAAUGCAAGCAUUUGUUUCUUGUUUUUAUGAGCAACUCUCAUUACGAACGAUUCGGGGGGGAUGAAUAUGUUCAUAUUAGCUCGUUGACUCUACAAGUAUCUUAAUUCACCACAUAAAAGGGCGAAAUUCGUAACGCUUCACAAAAAGCCAACCUUCUUUCGCUGUUGUUCCUGAGAUGAGAACGAGUGUAGACAGAACUUUUUUUUUUCUUGCCUUUUUGUAUGGUUACUUAGGCACGCUGAAAAGCCCACGCCAUUUUGGAGACUACCGUGAUCAGAACACGUUGCAAUUGUCGCUUUUCCUCUCCUUUCCCGCAAAUUUUUGGCACGUUGUACUUCGAUGACGCCUUUCCUCGGUAAGCUUGUUUGACGUCUGCAGGGUACAUUGUUCGCUCUCUAUCGACGUGACUUCCCCGUAAUCGCGCCGGGAGCUCUGGCCCACUAAAGUCCCUCGAUCUGGGGACGUUGGGGCCCACGUGCGGCGUCCCAUAUUGUCUUGCCUUCUUUACAAAGCUUUCCCCCCUUGGGUCGUGCGAAUUACAUGCGAGUAUUCUUGUUGAUUACGGUGUCGACGUUUUAGUAAGAUGUUUUUGUUAAACUUUAGUGCAUUGUAUAUUUUUUUUAAAUUUUUGUAUCAUCGGUGCCGGGUGGGGGUAUUAGGCCCUUUUCAAGAUCCUAUCGAGCAACAUUGACGGCCGCCAUUUUGUGGGCAUCGUUUCCAGCGCGAAGCGCGUGAUUGGUCCCGAGUCUAAGCCGUACGUCGACGCAGCACUCGUUUGUAGUUCCUGCUCGGCGCACAUGCCCAAUACCUGGCGCCCUCGGAUGAUCGACGCAGCAGCUACUAGAUGGCAGGUACUUCUGAAAGGAGUUUGUCGCCAAGCCCGGUAAAAGUUUGUGGCCUAGUGUUGUCUGGCACAAUGUUUGUGUUUUAUUGCACCAUGAACUUGGUUUACGUUGUCUUUGUAAAUUUUCUCAUUUAGUUUGACCACGAGAGGUGACUGGUCCGACAUGCUAGACGUAGUCUGGUCUCGUUCAAUUACACUUGGCUUUUUUGUUUUUUUUGCUUUUACUUUGGUCACAGCACUCUCUGGUUAGCGAGCAAAGAAAGGUGUGUACAUGUGUGAAGCAUCUGAUCUAGAUUUUAGGUUUCCUUGACUUCUUCCUAAGUGGCAGUGUUGUCGCCAGUGGAAGUGUGAGAUGUUGUGGCGGAAAUCAUGUCGUCCUCUGUGCCAAUGUGACAGUAUUGGGUUAGAUAUUGUAGUGCUUGAUGGAAUUUACCAAUAUUUACAAGGAAUACGCCGAAAAACUGACUCGAAUUUAUAAAAGUGUUGGUAAGGUGGACUUGAGGUAUUUAAAAAAAAGAUAUAUAUAUAUAUAAAUAUAUAUUGUUUAGAUUUAAGUGAGAGGUAGAGUGAAUAGAUUAUGAGCCAUGUGUAAUAUUGUUUGAUGAUAUUGUGUCACACUCCGUAUUCCUCGUUUAGUUGCCCUGCGCUCACCUUAUGGUCUCAAUUGUAAUGUCUGCAAAGUGCAAUGCUAUACAAAAACACUUUCUAUUUUACUGUUUUAUUCACAAUAUGCAUUUCCUACUGUAAAGAAAUGUUCUCUGCGGUUGUUUCACAAAGAACCUUGCAUUCACUGCACUCAUUCAAUUACUGCACGAGCAGUGAACAUGGCAGACGGUUGUGGCACUGGUACUACCGAAGUGUCCGUUACACAAUAGCUAAGGUCACCGGAUAGAGAAAGGGAGCCCAUAUUUCCCAAAUCUUUAACCUUCUUGCAGGCCGACGUCGAUUGCUCGCAGAGGUCUUUCUAGAAAUCGGCUAUACGCUUUUAUGCUUCGUUCACCCCCAAGUUGACAAUGUGGUGGGAGCCACACGUUCUCAAGAGCCAUUCAGCACUUCCCUUUCGUUGACCCUGCCCUCUGCGCGUGGGUAUCGGAGAGGGUGUGAUCACGUGGCGAAAGGUAAUCCAUUACUGGUCUAACAAGCAUGUAGCUUCCACUGCACUGUCAGCUUAGGGGUAAACACCGUAUAGACAAGAUAUGCGUGAAGCAGUCCACUUCAGUUUCAUCCGAAAGACAAGAAAGCAAAGGCGUGCAUCUGACGAUGCUCCCUCAAGAUGUAAAGGCGAAGGCUCGCUCGGCAAUCGAUCGAUUUUUCUACCGUUUAGUCAAAAAUGGCGGCACGGCGUGAUGCAAUCGGCUCGGCUAUCUCGCAGCUUUCUUUUCAGUCUGCCUCAAUCUCCAUGUGAACCUUACCAGGUUCACAUGGAGAAUGGGUUAUGGGCACCGAGCGCAAAAUCUUCCGCACCAGGCCGUCUUGCCUGGUUCCGCAACAAAUUACGCCCGUCAUUAGCAGAGCUCGUUACGGGCUCGCCACAAAUUCGUGAGUCUCUCAACCCCGAAGAUGUAGCCGGUGACUUUAGCUUGCACAAGAGGACACUCUUUGGUUUUAGAAACGUCAAAGCCGACGCGGGAGUCUGGUGGCACGUCGUGACCGGCGCGCACCAUUUCCGAGCAUUCCGUUUGCAUGAAUUCUUGUCAGUUGUGUGUGUAUCGGUGCAGAAGUGUGAUUCUCGAGUCGGUUGUUUUUCGUGUGCGGUCGACCCAGGGUUGCGUCCGUUGACUUCGACCAAUCACAUUCCAGGGAAGCGCCAGAUUGGUGAAAAGUCGUCACCCUUCCUUCCGUGUGGCACCUGUAGACACCUCGUUAGUGUGGGGUACUCGCGUAGAAGCGUCGUGGCGCGCGAUAGCUUGCACAGUGACACCCCCCUUCGGGGUGGGUGUCCUUAGUAGGGGUCGGAUGCUCAGGCGCCUAAAAUGUCCGCCAAGGGUUUAGACGGUGGGCACGUAAAGGCAAGGUUGGAGGAUGCUUAUGGCAAAUUCACGUGGUCAUUCGUUGGUGAGCCCUUGCAUUGGGCACCGGCGACCAAAAACGCGCCACCGGCGCACCACGUGACCCUCUCCACCCGAACACAAAGCGCCGGUAACUGGCACUUUUAUUUGCCUGGAUCACGCGUGAGCUUUGUUGACUUCUUCCUCUUUUAAUCUAUGGUACAAUGAGCAAAAAAUUCCGACUCUCUGAGAUGUGUGCAAACACAAGCGGCUUGACAAUAAUGUUUGAAAUAUUAACAUUAUCACAGUCCGCACAACUUAGAGGAUCUUAAAUUAUAAAAUUAAUGAAAGGGCAGGUUAAUUAAUCGAUGUGGUGUCGCCCAUUCACGCAUCAGAUUUCUGUAUAUUUUGUUUGAAUUUACGAGGAACUUCUGCCACUUUACAAGGAUCCCAAGGAGACUUGCCGGCGUAGCCUAUGUUUUGUUUUAUUGUUAUUACCUUUGUUUAGAACCCUCAGUCUUCUCAUUGCGACCACACCCCUUGAAAUCGUAAUGUGUGUUCAAAUGUGAAGCUGCAUCACUACCCAUAUAUUAUUUUACUUAUUUUACAGCGGUGUAAUAAUGCGUUAUUACACCGCUGUAAAGAAUAAUGUAUGGAUAGUGAUGUAGACCAUGUCCUAGAGCAAACUGUCCUUGCCCAUGCGAGACAAAUCCUUCCAAAAAUUUUGGCUUCGUUUAAAACAUUAAUCAUCUUUAUCUUCGUAGUUUUUGCCAUCUUGUCUCGGAGCACAAAUAAUUGUCUGUCUCGACGACUUCGUUUGAAACUCGAACCCACUAUUUGCCGCUUUCAGCGAGAAUUGUUUCGUCUGGUCCCCUCUUCCGAUUUGGAUGUUACAAUGCGGGACACAGUCUGGUAGACAAGCUGCCCAGUCUCUUGGAGCUCAGGCAAAAAUUGUGUCGGAAAAUUGCCAGCUUGUGCCUGAAAAGCGCCACCCGAACAGCUUGCACUCGCCAGCUUUUGACCAUGUGAAUGCCUUUGGUGAAGAUAUGGCAAAUGACCACCUGAAUUCGCCAUUAAGGAGCAUGUUGGAAGACAGAAUACGGCUUCUUUGAAGCACUACAAAUGAUUGGCCACAUGCAAAAACCAGAUGCCUAGAACUUACACAGUUCUUACUGCAGUGCAUUUUAUUGCAUCCCAUCGUUAUAUAUAUAUAUAGUUAUUAACUAGCUUAACUUUCUCAUAUUCUCUGCCCUGUCGCCGUGUCAAAUUCAUUUGCUUGACACACUAAAUCCGUAAUACUUGGAACCCCUUAGAUGCCUGGAAGGAAGAUCCUCAGUGUGGUCACCCAAACUAAGGUCCUGCAUAUCCUUACAAAUAAGGGGACAGAAUCUCGCCUCUUUUCUACAUCGAGAUUCAUCCGCAAAAUCUAGUUUCUGGCAUUGUGGUUUGCCAGCAGGACAGUCGACAUUCCUCAGUUGCGCGAGUUAACGUCCGACUUUUCCUUUGCUCGAAGAGACGGGGAAAAAUUUGUCCAGUUUGCAUUCGUCCAAUACGAGGAUGUCAUUAUUGGGUGGCACUGUUCUGGGCGGCCACACACAAAAAGGGAUUUUUGUUUAGAAUACACCAACUCAGAAUUUACGGGAAUGAAAGCUCCAAACUUUUAUGAACUUCACAAAUGCGAAACCCCAUCUAAUGAUCAAAAGAAGACGACGAAAGAUAGCCCUUCAAAGCAGGAGGAGAGUGGGUCAGCCUCCAACAACAUAGCAAUAGAGUGACAAGUUUCAUCAUUGUUUCUUUUACGUGACGCUCCAUAAACUUCCUUCAAUCUUAUCUGCACAUGACCGCCAUGGGUCUCCACAUAGAUUGCGGCAUUUGAGGCUAACUGUCCGGCGGCCCCAACAUCCGGCCUCUAGUCACUAGCUGUUGUUCGUGCCGAUCGCUUCGGGCAGUUGCUGAGCGCGUUGUGGCGCAUACCUAGUGCAGCGAGAUUCACUUCUCCGUCGUGGCUUCUGUGUCUUCCAGAUGUGCGCUAGUGAGGAUCAGUUUAGGGUAUAGUAAGACGCCGCCAGCAGUCGUUAUUGGGAGAGCGCGACGACGGCGACUAGGAAUGCUCAGCUCGCCCCAGCCACGCGGGACAACCUCCUUGCCAGGGAUGGAUCCGUUUGCUCUGCCAUUUCAUUCGGGGGAAUCGUUGAACAAGUAAUUGCCCCAGCGGCAUAAAAGCUAACUUUGAUUUCUGUCCGCUCCAUUUUCGAUCGAAGGGGCUGUUCUUACGUGUGAAUUCCGACAGAGCAGCUACUACUAGAAGGGAGCUUAGGAACGCCCGGCAAAACUGACGUUAUUACGAUUAAGGCAUCUCUCAUUCUAAACAUAAUUUGCGCAAACUGUCGGAAGAAAAAGUCGAGCCCCUGUUUCUUCGAGUCUGCUGCCGAUGGGGUUCGGCGCCACUUUUGCCGGGACGUCGCUUUUCCUUGCGUGCCCGGAAGGGAGACCUAGCGACGCAUCGAGCCGUACCAACCCGCGCAGUAUAGAUGCUUCGAGAAGCUACUACGAAUAGUUAGUGUCGCGUCGUAAGCACAGUGCCAGUUGGGCCUAGGAGCCGGGCAGAACUAGCGUUUGGCGGCUUCUGCACGGUCUAGAUGCCAAGCAUGCGUAGCGACGAGAAUCGGGUAGACCACGAGCCCGGGGGGUCCGGAGCCCAGCGUGGUGCUUCCACGGAGGCCUAGGCCUUGCGAGGACUGGCAGACCAAGCCCACAUUGUUACCCCCUACUUUCUCUAGAAGUUUGUGCGCACCACACAACGGUUGUCUGCACAUUGUGAAAGGCCAUGUUUUCCAUUCCAUUGGUUGUUGUUUCUAAGCUGUCACGUGUAUACCACCACUACGUUGUUGUCUGGGUGUAUACGGCAGACCGCCUCUCUCCCCCUUGUUGUGAAGAGAGGAGAGAAUAAAAAGAGCUGAGCGUGGUCUGCCUGUGUGUACAUAUUUAUAUAUAUAGCUAGGUAGGUAGUUAGGAGUUGUACUUUCCUUUCUUUUGUACAGGCUCCGUCUUGCUCAAAAAAGGUGGGGGGAGGAGGUCGGGGCCCGUUUGGGGGCCCCACGCGACCCUUGUUCCUACCUCCUCCCUUGUCUCUCGGCUCUCGGCGGCCGUUGUUGUGGCAAUGCUUGUGACACUGCAAGUGACACAGAUCUAUGCACUGUGUCUGUGUUGUCUCGUGUGACACUGUUUUCUCCCCUUGCAAGGUGCCCCCCCCCCCCUCUACCCCCCUCCCGUCGGCGUGGGGGGGGAACCGGUGGUUCUGUAAAUAAAUAUUUUGUCACGUAGCAA